AUGGGUAUUCCCCGCCUAACACAGCAUCUGCUCCCAUUUUCAGACACUGUAUUACUUGGGCGCGGAGUUAACACCGAGUGGGAGGACCAUGAAAAUAUUGAAUCUAUCGUGAUCGAUGGCCCUAGUUUGGUCUACCACGUAUUCUCGCGCUUGCUUGCUUGGUCAGAUUCCAAAGUAAAUUCCCCUGAUAUUCAGCCAACAUGCAACGAAGUGAGCUGCGGGGUGAUGAUAUGCCUUCUUCAAUUGACCAUAGUCGGAGUUCAGAUUGAAGAAAUAUGCUUUGAUGGGGCUCUUCCUCCCCACAAGCGCGAGAUCCGUCUUACUCGGUUGGAAAAGUCACGAAGAAAACUAGAACAAUUCUGUUUGAAAACUCAGAAGGGUUUCUCAUGCUCUGACGCCCCCCGUAGUGAUCGUGUGGUUGGCCCUGAAAAGAUCUUUGCGACUCGGAGUAUCUCUACCAAGCACAACACACUGCCUGAAAACCCUUUCAUCGUUCCAGCGGUUUUUGAGGAUCUCAAACACAGGUGGAACCGAGCAAAUAUACUCAAUGUUGCUAAGGAUGUCAUGUCUAUACCCCAGCUUUACCUGGCAGACUUUCCCUGGGCAGACAUUACUGUGAUGGUACCGGGGGAAGCAGAUGCCCAUUGCGCUCCUUAUGGCCUUCAGAGUGAACCGCACAUACGACUGGCGGAAUUAAUACGACAAACCAAUCAAGUGGACGGGCAACUCGCAGAAUCGCCAGCCUUUCGUGUUUUUGUUCAAGAGUACGACCUUGAUUCAAUUGAUAAUGCAAGCCGCAAAACACCCCGGGACCUUGACGCGAGAGUAUCAGAAUUGUAUUGGCAGUAUGAGUUGCAAGAGGCAUUCGCGCCAUGCCAGGCGCCGCACGUAUACCUGGCAAUACUUAACGAAGACCACGCCCGGCGCUGUGCAUGGGUAUCAGGCCUAUCUUUUAGGACACUAGCAUACUCAAUUCUCAACUCAUCGCGCCCGACAUCGGAAAGGCACCGUUUUAUUAGUGAAUUCGUUCGACGAGGGGCAAGAAUCGCAUCUCACCCAAUAUAUCUUGACGAUGCAGAGCUGAUCGAUUCUCAAAUGGGCGAGAUCUGGGCGCGCAUGAGCUCGUUCGAUGCUGCGUUGGGAGCCAGUACAUCUUUACCGGUCUACUGGAUAAUGUUUGUUCUCUACGAAAUCCACGACACCGAAGGGGUCUUGGUCAUAUGGGCGAAGAAUUGGAAUGGGCCGAUAUACAUCUUAAUGCGCAAAUACUGGCCGGGCUCUAUUCUCUGA
Aspergillus affinis is the source of this 1290-nucleotide messenger RNA. RefSeq lists its product as uncharacterized. Lineage: Eukaryota; Fungi; Ascomycota; Eurotiomycetes; Eurotiales; Aspergillaceae. The transcript has 4 exons. The coding region runs from base 1 to 1290 and encodes 429 amino acids. The record is from RefSeq and is a predicted model, not a curated record.